AUGUUUAAAAGCCUCUCUCAAAAUCUUGGCUUUGGGGAUUUGGUAGCCGACAAUUCUACUGAAUCAAAAUCGACAUUAUCAUCAUCAACAACAUCAUCUCCAAACAUGCCUAGAAUUGAAAGCACACAACAAAUUACACUCUCACCACUCAUCAAUUCGGAGGAGGAACAUCCCGAUAUUCAAGACGAACAAAUUAUGAAAAAUAGUAAAUUUAAAUCCUAUCGAGAGGAUAUCAUUUCCGUAUUAAAAUCAUUUGAUAAUACUAGGGAAUGGGCUGAUUUGAUCAAGUGUCUUCAAAAGAUGAAAAAAGUCUUGACCAAGAACGCUCAACUUCACAUUCUUCCUGAAAAAAUUACAGUUUGUAAAAGAUUGGCUCAAUGUUUAAAUCCUGCUCUACCUGGAGGAGUUCAUUUGAAAACAUUGGAAACAUAUGAGGAAAUUUUAAAAUUAAUUACUCAAGUAUCAUAUGGAAAUUUAUAUUCUAUUCAGGGAAAACGUUUGGCAAGAGAUAUUCACUUGUAUAGUUCUGGAAUUUUUACACUCUUUCCAAGUGCUUCUUCUCAAAUCAAGGUAUGGAAUUUAAUUUAA
Messenger RNA from Naegleria gruberi, 588 nucleotides. RefSeq lists its product as uncharacterized. Gene Ontology annotation, biological process: Golgi to endosome transport. The coding region runs from base 1 to 588 and encodes 195 amino acids. NCBI's taxonomy places the organism in Eukaryota, Heterolobosea, Eutetramitea, Acrasida, Naegleriidae. The transcript is spliced from 2 exons. The record is from RefSeq and is a predicted model, not a curated record. Gene Ontology annotation, cellular component: trans-Golgi network; endosome.